AUGGGCAAAACAAAUAAAUUUAAAGUCGAUCCCGCCAAUGUGUCCAAGCAUGCAUCAUCCUCUGUCACUGAUCCUUCCGAAGCAAAAACACCCAAGGAACGAGUCGAAGCCGAAUUGAAACUUUUGCAAGCACGUAAACAGCUGGUGUCGCUUGAUCCGCAGCAAGGCAAAAUUCAUCGAGUAGGGAAAAAGGUCACCAAAAAGGGAAGCAACUCCAAGAAACAAAAGAAGCUGGCACGAGCCCUCAUGGUAGCAGAUAAAGAAGAAGCCAAAGUUGGUAAACAGCUGGAGAAACUGGAGAAACGCAAGGCUCGAAAGUCGGUAUGGGAGUAA
This is a messenger RNA of Radiomyces spectabilis, 333 nucleotides long. RefSeq lists its product as uncharacterized. Lineage: Eukaryota; Fungi; Mucoromycota; Mucoromycetes; Mucorales; Radiomycetaceae. The record is from RefSeq and is a predicted model, not a curated record. Bases 1 to 333 code for a protein of 110 amino acids. The transcript has 3 exons.